This is a messenger RNA of Salvelinus sp. IW2-2015, 1950 nucleotides long. It is a transcript of the gene galnt14, whose product is annotated as UDP-N-acetyl-alpha-D-galactosamine:polypeptide N-acetylgalactosaminyltransferase 14 (GalNAc-T14). NCBI's taxonomy places the organism in Eukaryota, Metazoa, Chordata, Actinopteri, Salmoniformes, Salmonidae. The record is from RefSeq and is a predicted model, not a curated record. Gene Ontology annotation, cellular component: Golgi apparatus. Gene Ontology annotation, biological process: protein O-linked glycosylation. Gene Ontology annotation, molecular function: polypeptide N-acetylgalactosaminyltransferase activity.
AUGAAACGGCUUUCUCGAAAACUGACUUUGGCUCUGGUGGUGCUUUGUUGGACUGCUGCACUACUGUAUUUGAUACUCCUAAGUAGGCAGCAAGUAUCCGACCUGGGCACCAAAGACGCACGUUACAGACAGAUCUCGRAGGCAGAAUGGGACGACCUCCUGGAAGAGUUUGAAGAGAAGAACUACCUUAACGCCAGGCGAUGGAAACCAGGACAAGACCCGUACAAACUGUAUGCCUUCAACCAGAGAGAGAGUGAGAGGAUACCCAGCAACAGAGUUCUCAGAGACACACGACAUUACAGAUGCACCACAUUGCAUUAUAACCCAGAUCUGCCCUCCACCUCCAUCGUCAUCACUUUCCACAACGAGGCCCGCUCCACUCUGCUACGGACCAUCAGGAGUGUGCUGAACAGGACGCCAGUCCACCUGAUUCACGAGAUCAUCCUGGUAGAUGACUACAGUGGGGAUGCAAACGACUGCCUUCUACUCACCAAGUUGCCCAAAGUAAAGUGUCUUCGGAAUGACAGGAGAGAAGGUCUGAUCCGCUCCAGGGUACGUGGGGCGGAUGCAGCGAAGGCCGGGGUCCUGACCUUCCUGGACAGUCACUGUGAGGUCAACAAGGACUGGCUCCCCACUGCUCGGAGGAUCAAGGAGGACCCGACCUGUGUGGUGAGCCCAGUGAUCGACAUCAUCAACAUGGAUACCUUCGCCUACGUAGCAGCCUCCUCUGACCUCCGUGGAGGCUUCGACUGGAGUCUACAUUUCAAGUGGGAGCAGUUGUCUGCUGAGCAGAAAGCCAGGAGAACUGACCCCACCGAACCCAUUAAGACUCCCAUCAUUGCCGGAGGGCUGUUUGUGAUUGACAAGUCGUGGUUCAACCACCUGGGGAAGUAUGACACAGCCAUGGACAUCUGGGGUGGGGAGAACUUUGAGAUCUCGUUCCGGGUGUGGAUGUGUGGAGGGAGCCUAGAGAUUAUCCCCUGCAGCAGGGUCGGCCACGUCUUCCGCAAGAAACACCCCUACAUCUUCCCUGAGGGCAACGCCAACACCUACAUCAAGAACACCAGACGGACGGCGGAGGUGUGGAUGGACGAGUUCAAGCUCUUCUACUACUCUGCUCGCCCUGCAGCACGGGGCAAGUCCUACGGAGACAUUCAUAGCAGGGAAGAGCUCCGCAAGAGUCUCAAGUGCAAAUCCUUCAAGUGGUAUCUGGACAACGUCUACCCAGAGCUCAAAGUGCCAGAUGAUUCGGCUAAGUCAGGGGUGAUUCGUCAAAGACAGAAUUGUCUGGAGUCCCGUAGGGUGGAGGGACAGACCUCUCCUCUCACACUGGCACCCUGCAUCGGAACAAAAGCUGUGCCAGCACUCAACCAGGAGUGGAUUUACACCCACGGGCAGCAGAUCCGUCAGCAGCAGCACUGCCUCUCUCUCUCCACCACCUUCCCUGCCUCCCAGGUCAUGCUCAUGCCCUGCAACAUCAGCGACGGGAAACAACGAUGGCAGAAGUCAGGCACCCACCUGGAGCACCUGGUCUCCCACUUCUGCCUGGACAGUGAAAUGGCCCUGGAAGGCAUCGAGAGCAGCAAGAUGCUGGUGAUCAGCCCCUGUGAACUGACAGCCUACACCCAGAGAUGGGAGAUGCCCUUCUCAUGAUCCAUCCACAACACAAGCCUUCCUGUAGAGGAGGACUACACUAUGAGCACUCACGACCUACUGCAGUGCUUACUAUAGCCAAGAGCUUUUAGAAAGAGAUAGAGAUGGAGGAGGUGGAGACCGGCGUAAAGGGUAUUUUCGGUCACUGAGAUUAGUCUUUAUAAGAUCGCAUGGACUUGGACUGACGUCAGCACAUUCAAUUGCUCAACAAGACACUCAGCAGCAGUGGUGGAAAAAGUACUCAAUUGUCAUACUUCAGUAAAAGUAAAGAUACAUUAAUAGAAAAUGACUCAAAUA